UGACUUCAGGUCCCCGGCGGCCGCCGUAGCCGGAACUGUUUAGAGCGCGGUGCCCGGGUGUGGGAGGGCGAGCGGCGGCAGCACCGGCGCCCUCAGCCCUGUCAGCCGCACACCGGUUCAUUGAGAGGACGUGCGAAGGAAACGGUGCUCGGCGACCGCAUCUGACAUACGACCACCAGCCCGGCGUCGCGGCCUCGCCGCAGCCGGAGCUGCCCGGCCGGGUUGGUUCUGCGGGCGCCCGCGGAGGCCCGGGAUCCGGGAUCCAGGCUGCCGGGAGGCGUGGAUGAAAAAGGUGACCGCAGGCUGCACUCGGGUGCCUACGGGAUCCGCGGAGGGGCCGCGGUAUUGGCGGGCUGCGCUGCGUGCAGCCAGCGGUCAACUUCUCGGGAAGGAUGACAGUGAAGUUGGGCGACGCCGGCAGCGGGGAGGAAGGGCUCAAGAAGCUGGGCAAGCGGACAGCCGAUGAGGAGUCGCUGGACGGAGAGGGGCCCGGCGGCGCGGACGCGGCAGAGGACAGCAGCAGCACAAAGAGGGACGGGCAGACCCCUCGGCCCUCCGGAGCCCCCGCGCCACCCAGAGGGCUACCAACACCGUCCCCACCGCAGGGCAGUCCCCAAGACCAGCACCACUUCCUCAGGUCCAGCGUGCGUCCACAGAGCAAGAGGCCCAGGAAGGACGCGCCCUGCGCUGUGGGCACUGGUGGUGCCAGCGGUUCCGGGCCGCGCGGAAAAGGUGACGGCAGUGCAACAUCUUCUGGAAACAUAUCUGUAGUUGCUCCUGCCACCCCUGCAGGAGGUUCGCGCUCCUCUUCCCGGAACUUAGGAUCUUCAGGACCUGAGAAGGAAGAAGGAAAGAAAGUCCGGAGGCAGUGGGAAUCGUGGAGCACAGAGGACAAGAACACAUUCUUUGAGGGACUAUAUGAGCAUGGAAAAGACUUUGAAGCCAUUCAGAACAACAUUGCUCUGAAAUACAAGAAGAAGGGCAAACCUGCAAGCAUGGUGAAGAACAAGGAGCAAGUCCGGCAUUUCUACUACCGCACCUGGCACAAGAUCACCAAAUAUAUUGAUUUUGACAAUGUGUUCUCUCGAGGGCUAAAGAAAUCAUCCCAGGAACUGUAUGGUCUCAUCUGCUAUGGAGAGCUACGAAAGAAGAUCGGGGGUUGCAUGGAUGACAAGAAUGCAACAAAGUUAAACGAGCUUAUUCAGGUUGGGGCCACCACAGUACGUUAUAAAGGGAGAAAUCUGCGGAUCAAGGCACCCAUGUGUCGAGCCCUAAAGAAACUCUGCGAUCCAGAUGGUCUAAGUGAUGAAGAAGACCAGAAGCCAGUACGCCUACCCCUGAAAGUCCCUGUAGAACUACAACCACGGAACAAUCACGCCUGGGCACGAGUACAGAGCCUGGCCCAGAACCCACGUCUCAGGAUGAUUGUGGAGCUACAUCGAAAAGUCUCUAGUCUCAUUGAGUUCUUGAAGCAGAAGUGGGCACUCCAUGAAGUACGAAUUCGGAAGACACUUGAGGAGAGGCAGCUACAGGGCUCAAGCACAGCGCAGACCCAGGAGAAGGUGGCAUUGCACCUGUUCCCAGGCGAGAACUGUACACUGACGCCACUGCCGGGUGUGGCCCGUGUGGUACACUCCAAGGCCUUCUGCACUGUACACUGGCAAGAGGGUGGCCGGUGCAAGCAGGGCACCAAGGACACACACACACUGCCUCCAGCCCAGAUCCUGGGCAUCCAGAGUGGUCAGGGAAUAGCCCGAGGCCAGGUGAAGUGCCAGAGGGGCAGUGCUGAAGGCAAGGGUGGGGGGCGGCUCCUUCCUAAUGCAGAUACUUCACAGAGUUCAGGGGAGAGUUCCCCUGAGAGUGCUCUUGGAGAGGGGGCAGCUCCAAGUCUGAGCAGCUCAGAUGCCCCUGACAGGCCUCCUCAUGGGCACCAGGACUCUGGCCCACAGCUUGGGAAGACUCAUCUAGCAGCCCUUGCAGUAGGUGGGGACAGCCCCAUUCAAGAAUCUGGGGCCCUGCCAUGUUCCUGCGGCCAUCCCCCAGAUUUGGAAGAUGAACUCUCACUCCUUGACCCUUUUCCCCGAUACCUGAAGUCUUGCCAGGAUCUCAUCAUCCCAGAGCAGUGCCGCUGUACAGACACACAGUCUGGGAGAGAGCACCCUCUUGGCAGGGUAGCUUCCCCAGAGGCCCUCAUGCCCAGCAGCAGAGAGGUUGCUGACAACGGUCCCCCUGGCCUGGACCCUCAAACUGGCGUCGAUCCUCAACUUGACCCCAGGCUUCUGCCAGAUAUUUGUACUAAAGAGCUGGCAGAUGUACCUCCUGAAGAGGCCCAGGAGAAAGGGAGCCCCUCAGAACCUCUGUUGUCUCAGGGACAGCCUGCGGCCAGGCCUUCAAAGGAAGUCCCUGCCAGCCAGCUGGCCCAGCAGCUGCGUGAAGAGGGCUGGAGCUUGCAGACCUCUGAGAGCCUCACGCUGGCUGAAGUCUACCUCAUGAUGGGAAAGCCCAGUAAGCUACAGCUGGAGUAUGACUGGCUGGCUGUGCUAGGCCCUGAGAACCAAGCACCCACAGCACAGAGCCAGACUGUCCUGCCCCAUUCUCCACCCUCAGCCCUCCACCAGCAACGCCUCCUGAGCUGCCUCCUGAGGCUUAUCUCCACUGAAGUCCACCCCAAGAUGGCUUUUGAAGCAAACGCAGCAUCAACAGCCUCAGUCAGGCCCACCCAGGAGGAACAGUCUACAACCCCCCCAGGGAAGGUAGUGACCAUCAGCUCUCGGAGUCCCCGCUGCUCUCGAAAUCCAUCUGCCCUCCGAAGCAGCAAGACUUUCCCAUCUGGUUCUGCACCUUGUUCCCCAGGUUUGAGAAAUCCCCCAAGGCCUCUUUUGGUGGCUGGUUCCUCCAGCACAGGAAGUGGUGACUCAGAUGGUGGCCUCUUUGCUGUCCCAACGACUUUGCCACCCAAUAGUCGACAUGGAAAGCUCUUCUCUCCCAGUAAGGAGGCAGACAUGACUUUUAGGCAGCACCUGGACUCCAUCAGUAUACAGUCAGACUUUUUCUCACCAAAGCCCAAGAAACUACGGAAACGGCACUUACGAAAGCCACUGGUGGUCCAGAGGACACUACUCCCUAGACCCUCUGAAAACCAGUCCCACAAUGUGUGCUCCUUCUCCAUCCUGUCUAAUUCUCCUAUAGCCGGGAGAGGCUGGUUCCGGCCCAUCCAGUCUUCUCUUACCAAAGCAGCUCUGUCUCGACCAAUAGUGCCCAAGGUCCUCCCAUCUCAGGCCACCAGUCACCUGCCCAGUGCCAUCGACUUAGCAGCUCAAAGUGCUGGCAUCAUCCCUGAAAGUCCUUUGCCAGUUUUAGAUACUGAUGGCUCAUCUGGCAUCUCUGCACUGUCUUCAGAACAAGUAACCACUGCCAUCUCGAGGCAUAGUGAUACUGGACCACACCAGAACAGAGACCCUGUUACUUCCGUAAGGGGCAAUAGUGACCCAUUUAUCAGCAUUCCAAGACCGGAGCAGGAGCCAAUGACAGAUGGUUUCCAGGGAUCAUCUGUUCUGUGCUUACCUGAGCUACCCAAGGCUCAUCUCCAGAAUGGCCUUUCCACACCUUUACCCUCAUCAGAGAGCUCCAGCACCAGACUCUCCCCACCCAAUGUUUCUGCACUGCUGGACAUAUCCCUACCUGGCCCACCUGAAGAUGUUCUCUCACAGGGAGAACCUGCCACACAAAUCAGUGACUCCAUCAUUGAGAUUGCCAUCAGCUCUGGGCAGUACAGUGAAGGAGUCCCUCUUUCUCCAGCAAAACUGAAUGGUAGUGACAGUUCCAAGAGUCUUCCCUCCCCAUCCAGCAGCCCCCAGCCCAACUGGAUUGCCUCUCCCACUCAUGACCCACAAUGGUACCCUAGUGACUCCACAGAUUCUUCGCUCAGCAGCUUGUUUGCCAGCUUCAUAUCUCCAGAGAAGAGCAGGAAGAUGCUACCAACUACUGUUGGGGCCAACAGCGGCACAUCUUUGCUUGGCCCUAGCUUGUUGGAUGGAAAUUCAAGGGACUCUUUUGUGUCCAGGUCUCUUGCUGAUGUUGCAGAAGUGGUAGAUUCCCAGUUGGUAUGCAUGAUGAAUGAAAACAGCAUUGACUACAUAUCUCGAUUUAAUGACCUGGCCCAAGAAUUGUCCAUCAAUGAGCCUAACCGCCGAGAAGUUCUUUUUGAUGGUGGAGGAGGUGGUAAUCCUGUUGGUGACCUCUCUCAGUGACUGUGCCUUGUGACAUGGGCAUCCUGGAAUCCACAAGGGAAGUCUACAGGGCUGGCCCAUGAAACUGUCUUCACAGAGAGAAUCAAGCCCAGAACCCCAGGAGACGGUGAACCAGAGCACCUCUAACAGCAUACGAUAUGCAGUCCAUAGGAACAGCUUAUCAUGGCCUGUCCCAACAAUCAGGGCCAGUACCAUACACAGAGGCCAGGACAAGCUCUGAGAAGGGUAGACAUCAGAAAUCCUUUUGGCAUUAGAGCCCUUACUCAUAGUCCUGUAGCCUAUGUGGCAAUCGCAACUGUAUGUCUACCUGUUAAGCCUUCCAGAGGAUCUCCUCCUUGCAAGAGACAUGCCUGGUGUUCAUUUUGUCUUGGGAGCUGUUAGUUAGCCUGUGUGCAGGGAGGCCACAGUUAUUGCUGCUUUCUUCUGAUAUCCUUUCCCCUACCUGUUUGUUCUGUAUGUGGUAAUAUUGCAAGGGACACUGAGGGUGGACCAGGGUCUUGCUUGAUGGUAUCUGCAAGCUACCACUUCCUGGAUACCUUGACCAUGAAACAGAAAAGGGUCCCAGAGUCAUGUAGCUAGCAGAGGUUUGGUUCUUCCUAGCAUAAGAAGGGUGAAAGAAAGUAUAUCUUGCAGGUUGUAUGGAUGUUUUAUAGGAUCUUACAAAGCUGGUUGGAAAUGGUUUUCUUGUGGUUUAAGAAUUAGGAGACAUGGACAAGGAAUAGUAAGGUGGCUCUGCUCUCUUCCUUUGCUAAAUGCCCAGUUCUUUCUAGGUGACCUAAGAUACCACUCUUCUCUACCUUCCUCCCCCCUACCCCCAGUCCACUGCUUUACCUACAGCUUUUGUGCAUGCUCUAAUUUUUCAUGUGUUACUGCUGGUGUCUGAGGGUUGUCUUUGCCCCAGGCUGCCUCUUUUCCUGUUCUGGGACUCAAGCGGGGUUCAGAUGUCCGAGUGUGGUAAGAGCUCACUUGGCGGUAUUUUAGCAGCUCUCUUCUAGAGUCCAGUAGGUCAGCAGUCUUGAUUGUAGCUAACCUGUUUAGAAUGGUGCCAACAAGAGUUUCAUCCCCCUCUGUUGCCCUCAGCUCCUUGUAACACAGUCACUCCUGUAUGUCUGGGUGAACAGGUGACACUUGUAUUACCUUCUCAUUGCUCAUUCUCUACACAGCAGCCAGGGCUGACAGGUCCUGUACUUUUCUUUUCCUUUUUUUUUUUUUUUUUUUUUAAGGCAGGGUUUUUCUGUAUAGCCCUGACUGACUGUUCUGUAACUCAAUCUCUAGACCAGGCUGGCCUGGAACUCAUCUCUGCCUCCUACGUGCUAAGAUUAAAGGCAUACACCACCACAUCUGGCUUGACAGUCCUGAAACUGCCUCCUCUGCUCUCUACCUGUUCUCUCCUUAUUUGCAGAGUAGUCCUUAAGACCAGCUCAGGCUCUUACUUCUCUGUCUGCAAUGAAGAACGGGUCGGAAACCUCCCUAGUGGAACACUGAUCCUGUUGUCUCACCAUCUACUACAAACCCUAGAAUACAGGCUCCACUGCAGGAACUGAGAGGAUAGUGACUCUUGACAGCAAAUUACUUCACCUCCUAGGAUCCUCCUGUCACUGGUACUGGCAAAGGAUCGGCCCCAGAUCCUGAUAUGUAAGCCCCUAGGUCUGGUAAGUCUAAAACUCUUAGAGGAUGAAGAGAGCAUCAAGCAGUCUGUUAGGAAAGACUGGUGAAGUCACUAGUGUAUCUUUACCCAAUCGUGUGUUUCCAGCACUCCCUUUCUUAGCUGAAGGCAUUUAUUUAGGUCUUGGGACUGUAGCACAGUUAGGAUACCAGGCUCAACUUAGGCCAUUGCUAGCUGCCCUUGCACUGUUUUAAGCAGACUCUCCCACAUUAAGAAUAGGUGCUUGUACCAUCCUGGUAACUGACCAUAUAGUACUAGACAGUUCGGUUCCUGAGCUGAUUCUCAUCAGGCAAUAAAUGCCUUGAGGCACACAUUACUCUGUGUCCUCUAAAAGGAAUUGAGGUUGCUUUGAGGAGCAGAGCCUACAGCCAUUGUCACCUAGCAACAGGCAGGUGUGUAAUGGACUGACUCGUUACUAAGAGAAACUGGCAGGGUUCUAGAAGAUUCCACUGCUUUUUUAACAGGCAGACAGACACAGUUGCUCAUCAUCACCGUAUUAAUCAUUUGUAGCAGAGAAUCGGUGGUUAUAACUUCUCCCAACCUAACCAAAUAUCCUUACAUAAAACUGGAAACUGUAAAGAUUGGAGAUUUUUAAACAGCAAGGAAGCCUCCUGGGUUCUUUGUCUUUCUCUGCCUUUCCAUCAGUUUUGAUGGUUCAUGAUCACCUAGGGCUUCCAUUGUGCAUGGGAACUUAGUGUGAUAUACGUGAGAUCUGUUUUUGAGAUACACAUACACACGAGUUCUCUGUUCCCUGGCUGUCCUUGAACUCACAUAUUCGACAGCCUCUGCCUCCUUUAUUCUGGGAUUAAAGUCAUGCGCCACCACCCGGCUGAGAAAAUUUUUUGUUAAUACUAAUGUCUUAGACUUUUUGUUGAUUGUCUUUUCAAAAGUUUGAGAUUCAGUAUCUCUGGUGCUUGGCAUGGAUUGUGUCCUAUAGAAGAUGCUCAGGCAAGUUGAAGUUCAUAUAUCCUGUAAAGGCAUAGUAUACUUGCUCAGGGAGUAUGACUUUGGGGACAUUUCAUCUGUUGGUCAACCUUUUUUCCCACCCUGUUCUUUUUUCAUUCCUUGUGGCCUCACUGCUAGGGAAAGCCUCAUUCAAUUUAAUAGCAUUUUUAACCAGACCACAUUACUAGAAAUGGUCAAAACACAUUUAGAGGGAAAUUGUUUCAUGUACUUUUUAAACAGAUCUGCCAGAUGCAUUCAUGAGGAAAUGCCAUACUUUGUCUUAAUUUAAAAAAAAAGGAAAAAUCAAUUUUAAAGAAAUAAAAAGAGGAAAGAAACCCACAUUAUACCGUUCCAAGAGGAUAGCCUGAUGAGGUCAGUCCAGUUUUGGAAGCACUGCACCAGUCCAAGCCUUACUAGCUAGUAAGAUACCCUGGCUGGCGGGAAGGGUGCAGCCAGCAGGCAGAACUCAGUGCUGUUUGCUUUGAUAAUCGUUAAGCCAUAUCAUCUGAGGUUUCUGGCUUGAGAUGUGAAUUUGUUUUAUAGACUAUAAAUAUACAGUAUAUGUAUAAAGCAGAAUGCCUGUCCUUCUGAUUAUUUUUUGUACCAUAUUGUAAAUUACAUUAUUUAUUCUUUACCAAUUUUUUGGGAAUAAAAGGUGUUUUGGUUAUUUAAUAUAAUAAACAAAAACUGUUAAACUUCAGCUAAAAUUUCCAGUUCAGCUUGUAAAUGUUUUUAUUGUGCAUAAAUACAUACUAAUACUUGA
This is a messenger RNA of Mesocricetus auratus (golden hamster), 7624 nucleotides long. It is a transcript of the gene Cramp1, whose product is annotated as cramped chromatin regulator homolog 1. NCBI's taxonomy places the organism in Eukaryota, Metazoa, Chordata, Mammalia, Rodentia, Cricetidae. Gene Ontology annotation, cellular component: nucleus. Gene Ontology annotation, molecular function: chromatin binding. The record is from RefSeq and is a predicted model, not a curated record. Gene Ontology annotation, biological process: pattern specification process. The transcript is spliced from 21 exons. Bases 393 to 4250 code for a protein of 1285 amino acids.